UCCCCUUGAGCAGGAAAAGCCUUUGCAUCUGCUUUUCCUGCUUUUGCAAUCAGAGAUGGGCCGGGAUUGUGGGGGACCAGCCCCGCCCCGCCCGUCCCGGGGGACCCCGUCGGGCAGCGGUUGGCCGCCGCGCGGGGCGGGGCUUGGCUUUUGUUGGACGGGGCGGGAGGGCGUGACUGGCGUAUAAGAGGCGCGCGGAGCCCGCUCGGCCGCUCUCCCGCGCCUCUUCCUCCCGCUGCUCGACGGCGCUGCUCUCUCGCGCUCUCUCCCCGGGAUUGCCCACCUUCCUCUUCUGGGAUUACAACCAUGAGUACCACCAGCAGCAGCCGGAGUUCCUACCGCCGCAUGUUCGGCGGGGCCGGCGGGCGGCCCAGCUCUUCAAGCAGCAGCCGCUACGUGACGUCGUCGAGCCGCUACUCGCUGGGCAGCGCCCGGCCCAGCAGCGUCCGCCUGGUGUCGUCGGCGCCCGGCGGCGGCGGGCUCUACGCCUCCAAGGCCGUGCGCCUGCGGAGCAGCCUGCCGCCGAUGCGGAUGCUGGGUGUCGAUGGCGGCGUGGACUUCUCUCUGGCCGACGCCAUCAACACGGAGUUCAAGGCCAACCGCACCAACGAGAAAGCCGAGCUGCAGGACCUCAACGACCGCUUCGCCAACUACAUCGACAAGGUGCGCUUCCUCGAGCAGCAGAACAAGAUCCUGCUGGCCGAGCUCGAGCAGCUCAAGGGCAAAGGCACGUCCCGCCUGGGCGACCUCUACGAGGAGGAGAUGCGCGAACUGCGCCGGCAGGUGGACCAGCUCACCAAUGACAAGGCCCGCGUGGAGGUGGACCGCGACAACUUGGCCGAAGACAUCAUGCGCCUGCGGGAAAAGUAAGGCGCGGGUCCCCUGGACGAGGCGGGGGGGGGGGGUUCGGGGCGAGGGCUGGGCUGGGCUGUUUGAGUAAACUACAUUGGCCCCAAUGGGACUUGGGGUUUGAGUAGUGGCUUGCCCUGCCAGACUUCCUGCUCUCCGAGUAGUGGUUCCGUCUGUGAUGGCGCGCGCGCAUCCUUUGCAAACAAAGGAAAUGUGCUUCUCGUUUCAAAAUGCCUGCAAAUUUGUGCGAAUUCAGCCAGCCAGAUUGAUUGAUUUGUUGGUUGAUUGGAUGGUUAACACUUCCUCGUUCAGGUUACAGCUCUCGUUCUGUCCUUCUCCAUCCAUCCCUCUCCCCUUAGGAAUGAAGUUGUCGCAUCAGCGCUAAGCAAAUAUAAAAGUCUGAGCGUUCAUUCAUUCCUUUGAUUCAGAAAGCUUGUGAAUUCAGUCACGUGGGCUGAUUCAGAAUGAUCACAUUCACUUUGUGAAUCGCAUGAAGGACUCGUCAUGUGAAAAAGUUCAGAAAACUUUUCCACAGCUGAGCCUGCGCUGGCUGGAGGCACUGAAGAGGCAGCUGGGCAAGCGCCUUUGUCUUAAGAAUCUGCAGUGUGGUGGGUCCCGUUAUUCACACUCUGCAGCACAAAGAACAAGGGAUGAAGUUCCAUUCUUGUUUUACUCUGAUGCUUUAGCAGGGCGAUUCCAUUAAAGGGGAAUUACUUGCAAAUAAACAUUGAGAGGUGUGGUUUACUCCCAUGUAAGUGUGCAUAGAAUUGGGCUGCUAGCCCCACCCAGUUCAAUAGACUUUACUUUGGCUUCAAUUUGCAUUUUUUGCUAGAAGCAAGGCCCAUUGCACUGGGUGGGAAUUUCUUCUGAGUAAACUUGUAGAGGAUUGUGGUGCUAGCCUGCAAUUCCUCACAGACUUACUUCUGUGUAAAGUUGCAUAGAUUGGAUUGCACUGUUACUCUACCCAUUGUUGAAUCAGUUUAUGCUGGUACUUUCCAAAGUUGCAUGGUUGCAAGUGCCUGGUAAUUUGCCACGUUGGUAUUAGAAUUAUAAGGUCUAGAUCAGGGCUAAGUUUGAAUUUAUGGUUUGGGGAGCUGCUGCAAACCUCCAGUUUUAACAAAAUGUGUUAGGCAAACAAUCCACAAUUGUAGGUCAUCUCUCCCUCCCACUCAGCUAGUUGAAUAAGUGGGGUAGCCUUCCCCCCCUUCCCUCCCUUUUUUGCUGGGCUUAUGUUUAUUGGUGGAUUUAACGCUGCUGCUUCUGCAAGAGUUCUGCUCCAAGUCUGGUCACACUGUAAUGAAAACGGAGCCACACAAAUGGAGGCAUGGGGUGCUUUUGUGUGGAAGACCUCCCCCUCCCACACUCUUCCCCCUUUUGCUUCUCUUUCCCUCAUGGGUGUGGCUGACUGUCCAUCAAAUCUGAACUUCACUUGGUCAGCUUUUUUCAUUUCUUUGAAUGGGUCCUUUAAUUUUUCCAGACUUCAAGAUGAGAUGCUUCAGAGGGAAGAAGCUGAGAACAACCUGCAAUCUUUCAGACAGGUUUGUAAUUUCAUACAUCCCACCCCCCCACCCCCCGUUAAAGUUUUUAAGUGUUUGUUAAAUUCUUACAAGAAAAAAGCGGAACGGAAAGCCACCUGGUGGUUGAAAAUGGAUAAUGGGAGUGUUCUGGUUCUUCGGUACAAAUUCAAGUAGUUCUUUCACUUCCCUUGUGUUUUGACUCAUACGAAACAGUAUUUCUGCAUUUUUUAGCAGUAUUGAAAUGUUAAGAUCAUAAGAGCCCAGCUCAAUCAAACCCAAAGGUCAGUCUAGACCAGCUUUCUGCUUUUGCACAGUGGCUAAUGGGAUUCCUCUGGGAAGCUGGCUACAUUUGUUGCUCCCCAGCAACUUAUAGUCUGAUGCACGCUGCCUCUGUUCCUGGAGUUUUCUUCUAACCAUGAUGUCUAGUAACUAUGAAGAUCUAUACUGGGGUAGCCGCCAUGAUGAUGUUGACCUAAACCAAUUUCCCCCAACCAUUGGCCAUGUUGGCUGGGACUGAUGGGAGUUGUAGUCUAACAACAUCUAGAUGGCACCAAUAUUGGCUAACCUUGAUCUAGACACAUUGUCAUAUAACAGCAUUGUUGCAUUCAGAUGCUGAAGAUGAAAGGAUAGCAUAUUGCCAUGGGCCAAGUAGUAAGUUUGUGGUGGAGAAACUUUCUAACAAAACUUGCUGGUCAUGCUUUCAGGCACUAUGUUAACACCAGCUGUGUCCAGCUUUUUGAGCUGUGCUUGAAUUUAGCAGAGGCACUUACAAGCACAUAGCGCUCUUGCAGGGGCCAAGAAUUGUUUCUGUUUUAUCAACGUCUAGCCUGUUACCCAGAGAAGCUCUGUGGAAUCGGUUUUUCAGAUUGGUAAGGGUGAAAGGGAGCCAUCUGUUCGCUUGGCUGAAAGGUAUUAAUGGUUUCUAUGGGAUUCACUAUGGAAUGCCGAUGCAGGCAUUAACAGCGACUGUGGUGGCAGCAGAUUGAAAUAAUAGGAGCCUUUGUGUUCUGGGGGUGCUUAUGGCAGGCUGCAUUCUUGCUGGAUGUGUAAUGAUGCAAGCAUAUUUAGAAACCCAUAAUUUAAAGCAUUGGCCACUUCAGCUGGUCCAGUCUCUAACUGAUUAUUGAACAAGAUUGUCCGCUAAUUAUAUUGCUGACAUGAAGACCGACCUAAAGUCAACAAGGAUGUUAAUUUAGGACUGCAUAAUAAUUAAUACUUCAGGCAUUCCUUCCCAUCCCGCUAGACUGGUUCACUGGACAUUUGAAGUAAAUAACAUUUGGAGCCUUUCAAACCUUAGCCAUUUUGCUUUGAAAAAUGAAGCUUUUCUGCCUUAAGUUCUCUGUGUGCCAAUUUUUAAUACAAUAACUAAUUUUCAAACCUCUAUUUCAAAGGAGAAUGUCAGAUGGAAACGGAUCCUUUUAAGUAAAGCCAUCUCCAUAAGACAGUGAGAGUCUGAGUUUGGGCAAAAUUCAUGAAAUAAGUUGCAUUUUUCAAUUAACUUAAAAUAAAAAUGUUUGCAACUUUACUGACUAUAUCCCCCCCCCUUUUGAGCCAGAUUCUCAGUUUGUGAAAGAAACAUCUUUAGCCCAUACUCCUAUACGCAACCUUGUAGUAAGCCCAUUGAAUCCUGUGGGAAUUACUUUAGAGUUGAAGCAGGAUAGUGCAUUUGGUUUGAGACUUUCAAGUAAAAGAAGAGGAAGGUGAAAUUCGAGAGAGCUGGGUGCACAAGCAUGAAUGAGACAUGUGGCUUGCAGAGUUGUCUUCUACAGUUACUGGUGUGAGCCCCCAGAGUGACCCUAAACUGAGUCUUGGUACUCUUUGGAUAUGUCUAGUACUGCAGAGAGCUUCAGUCUCUGUGUAGCUCAGAGCACCUUUGUGCGUGGCCUGAUAGUUCCAUUUGCAUGGUUGUCUGCCUCUGAGUGUGGGGAAUCCGAGAAGGGAUAACAUAGCACAUUGCUAGGACCACAUCUGUCUUGUGGGUAUUCUCCAAGACUUCCACUCAGGUAGAAAAAGAUUACCAAAUACUGAGCCUUCUUGACUCAUUCCCCUUGCUUUGCUGGGACUCUUGAUCUAUCCUACAUGAGCCACGUGACUGGGGGGAGCUAUAAAUAAAGGGAACAAUGCACAAUGGUGUUGUGUCCUCUUUCCUCAUGUGUUUGCAAUGUUGAUUGAGGAUUAUUUAGCCCAGACCCAUAAUGCAGAUGCAACACUUAGGAGCUUAUUCUGUUUUUAUUUUUAUCUCUGCCAUACUGUAAACCUAAAGCACACUGGCGAUGUUCCAGCAUUCUUGAGCACAUGGAAGAAUAUGAUAAGAGAUGGUCAUGCACAGAUGAUGUAAUGAAGUGAACCUUUGGGUACAAUAUCUGAUCUGGUAAAACACUUACCAUGUAGGAAGCUGCAUGCAUUUUGCUGGUGAGAUGUUACAUGUGGUACAAUACCACUGCAUAGCUUAGGCAUUUGAAAGAGAAAAAGCAGGAUCUUGGAACAGAACUACUUAGGGUGGUGAAAUCAUUAAAAUCCUUAACAUUAGGCUAAGCAUUAGCUUUUGGAAGCCCCGAGGCUGAUUCCCCACUUCCACCUUCCUAGCUAACUCCAGGUAUGCUUAGGACACCUUGUGGGAAGGAAUAGAGAAACCAGUGUUGUAGAGAGGUAGAAUGAAAGAUACUUUGCUCACGCAUUUAGGGGACAUUUGACUUGGGUCAUGGCUUGUCCUAGACAGAAGGGUCCUAGGUUACUGUCAAUUGACAAGCUCUUUGGCAGCAGGCCCAAAACAACUUUGCUGGAGUUCACUGGGCUAUCUUGACUUGAUAUAAGAGCUUCACAUACUCAGGCUGGUCUGCCUGCAAGAAUUGCUUCCUCGUUUUACUGUGCAUGAUUGACAGAUGGAGGCCAUGGAAGAACCAGCGCUCAGAUCCAAAUAGCCUAAUUGCUACAACUCUGUGCAGCAGUGAAGUUGCCAGAUACCUUUACAAGUUUAAUUUAGUAUGGAUCCCAAGUUUGAUUGUGACCUCCCAAACAUAGGGGUUUAAGGCUGUGAAAUGUGUGUGUGUGUGUGUGUGUGUGUGUGUGUGUGUAUAUAUGUAUGUAUGGUGUCAAGCUUCCCUCCCCAUAAUUUAAUGGCUCAGAAUGAAAUAGCAGCUCACAAUGAGUGUUUUCAGCAAACUGUCUUUGAAGUCUGUAAAGUGAGACUUGAAAGAGAUGAGGGUGUCCUGCUGGAAAGAGCUUAGGAAGGAUAAGCUGCGUCCCCCUUGGUUGAAACAUGGGGAAGAAAAAUGCUAAAUCCCUGAAGCUGGAAGGUGGGGGGCAAAGCUUGUAUUCCUCUAGUAUCCCAUAAAUGUCUCAGGGCAUUCCUCUAAAAUGGGUGAGGAACCAAGGGCCUCUCCAGCUGUUGUAGGAUUCCUCAACUCCCAUCAGCCCCAGCCAGCAUAGCCAGUGUUCAGGCAAUGAUGGGAGUCAUGGUCUUGCAGGGCUCCCCACCCCAGCCAUUGUCUUCAGGCGUAAAACCUCAACUCAGCAAUGCUUUGUUCCUAACUAGCAUCUCUUGGCUAGUGACCUGCUUCACCACAAUGCAUCUCUAUAUGUAUAUAUACAGAUGCAUAUAUACAGUUGAGCUCUUAGCCUUCUGCACAUGUUAACUUGAGUAUGUAGAGCAUAGUUACAUAGAGUGGGACUCUGCUUUUACCUCUCCCUCCCCCAAAUUGUGUCACCCGCCCCCAACAAUGGCAUGCUCCGCAUGUAGAAAAAAGCCCAGUGUGCAAGGAGCUCCAUGCAGUGGGCCAGGCAUGUGGUGCUCCAGCUUGCAGAAGCACAUGCGUUCUUCUACAGGCAGAGUGAACCAUGUGGUUGUUGAAGGUGCAACACCAGAGCUAAAACUGGCUCUUCUCUGCAGUCUACAUGAUUAUGUCUUCUAAGUUUCCUUCAUAGUUCUUUGCUUUCUCCAUAAUUGUGUUCCACUGAGAGCCAGCACCUGUUGCUUAUUGGACUCAAAGGAACUCCUUCCCCAAUAGUUCAAGCCCAGACUGUCAUCUCAAGUCAAGCUGCAAGAGUGCACUCUAGUUAUACUUGCAUGUGGAUAUUUAUUUAUUUUUUAGUGCUAGCCACAACUGGGCUAAUACUUUUGCUGCCUGAGCUUGUGUUGCUUUCCCAGACUCUCAAAUAAAAAUCUGCAAUACCCCUAGCCAGCCAAGUUACUUUAGCAUGGGGGGAGCCAAUGUGGUACUCUCCAGAUGGUACUGGACUGACAAUUGGGCUGAUGGAAGUUGGGAGUACAGCAACAUCUGGAAGGGAGCACAUUGACUACUCCUGCUUUAGCACCUGAGACUGAAAAUCGCACAAGAACAUCUCCCCUUUCUAACAGUAAAAUAAAUAACAGUUUGCUUGACCACUUAUGACACUCCAAAAACAUCUUCCAGCAAUGGCACUCUUUCACUCUUUGCCUAAAGGUGUUGUUGUUCAAAGUUUUGAGGGGGAGAGUGGGCCACAAUCACUAGCCUGGUGCAUCUAGAACAAUCUGCAUUAGCUUUCAGUGGACCGAGCCUGUUCAUUUUUCAGCUAUACUUGCAACAGGUGCCUUGAGAGGAGGAUAUGAAUUCUUGCUGUGGGGUCAGACUUGUCUGGGAUAAGCAGUGAGCUUUCAGGCAUGAAAUCUGAUUUCUGAAAUGGCAUUGCUGAGUUCCUGUGUGAAAUAACUGGCAGCUUUGCACAGUUGCAGAGAAAACAAAAGUAGGUUCUGAGAUGAGCGCUAAUCUCUUUUGCUUACUGCCAAGUACACACAACACAACAUUAUCUGCCUUUCUGUUGUGGCUGAGCCCUGCUGUAUUUUGCCGUCCUUCUCCAGCCCAGCUAAUCCUUUGCCUGGAGUCUUAAAUGACACCAACUAUUUCUUUUGUGUAACAAACCUGCUGUCCUAAAUGGAAUGGAAUGAUAAAGUUUGUGGACAUUCAUUAGUAGCUUGUUUCAGGUGCAUUAAUAUUUCAAAUAACUUUCCUGACGUAAUAUCCUAAAGUUCCUAAAGUACUUGUAUGCCUUUGAUCCUGUUGCAAUGAAUUUAGUGUGUAACUAGGUUACUUUAACCACACAAAAACAUGCCACACCAUUCGUUUCAUCUCAGACUGCAUACAACUUCUAUCUAAACUAAACUUUUUUUUUCUGGUGGUCAAAUGUGUUUAGUCUAAGUUGAGAUCACCUAGAUACAGUGAUGCUGGCUUUCCAGAAAAAAUACUGGAAAAUUUCUGCUACUCCAUAUUGAUUUGAUUCUGCAUGUUUCAAACUGGUAUUCAUAAGCCAAACUAAAAGUAUGUCAUACUAACUUUAAAGUUUUUUCCGUAGCCAAAAAUAGUUGAACUGAAAUACUGAAUUAGAGUUAGGGAAUUCAAUAAAGUACACUUGGUGUGCUUAAAAUAUUAUAAUCAAAAAUUUUAUUGGAAAUUACUGAUAAUGGAAUGAUUAAGACAUGACAUGACAAUAGUAUGUUUUUUAAUUAAGAAAACAAUUGAAGGUGCCAAUAAGAUUUAUACUUCCCCCUCUUUUGACUGAAAGCUGUGCAGCCUUUCUGAAAAUAGCUCCCUAGAAAAAGUGAUUGCAGUUUCAGAUUUGACUAGACUUCGUUGAUCAUUAAUUAAUGUUAUGAAACAAUGACUUUCUCAAAAUGGAAAAUUGUAUGCAGAAAAAAUAUAGCUGUGGAGAGCUUUGGUCGGAUUCUGUGCUGUAGACAAUUUUCCAUGGAGAAAUGUCAAACCUCCACCUCAGUUACUGAAGGAAGGAAGUGAAAUCGAGCCGCUCCUUAUUUAGACAGAAGUUUGUUCAUUGCAGACAUUUUUGCCCCAUAUUACAACAUUCUCCCAGUUAGCUUAUGAACGUUUCUGACACCUUUCCCCCUGUUGUUCCUCCCUCAGGAUGUUGACAAUGCCUCCUUGAACCGCCUGGAUCUUGAACGCAAAGUUGAAUCUCUGCAAGAAGAGAUUAUCUUCUUGAAGAAGCUCCAUGAUGAGGUAAUUUUUGAACUCCCAUCAGCUUUCAAAUGUGAUUCCUUAGGGGGGAAAUGAAUUGCAUUGGUAAAAACGUUCAAUCUCUGGAAUGUCAUCCUUUUCUUCCCUUGAAGGAAAUCCGUGAGCUUCAGGCCCAGAUCCAGGAACAACAUAUCCAGAUCGAUGUGGAUGUUGCCAAACCUGAUCUCACUGCUGCCCUGCGCGAUGUGCGUCAACAGUACGAAAGUGUUGCUGCUAAGAACCUCCAGGAAGCUGAAGAGUGGUACAAAUCCAAAGUAAGCGAAUGGCCUUUGGCUUCAAUUAGAGGAUUUCUUUAAUAAAAUAAAAUACUUUAGUUCAGCAGUUCUACAUUUUGUCAUUUGGAUGCAAAGUGCUAAUCUUAGUUGUCUGAAUGUGAUGGUCAUGGAACUAUUAGGGAUCUACUGUAGGCCUUGAUACUACAGAAAGCACUGCCUCAAAAUGGCGGUAUACUGCAGAUUUCUUCAAAAAAUAAAAAUAAAACUUGUGUGUAUGUUAGAUGAUUUAUGUCCCACACUUUCUGUCACAAAAAGGAUUCUGACAGGUGGCUUAAUUAUUUAAUAAAAUGAGACCAUUAAAAGCAAUCCAUUAAAAAUAAAUAAUAAUUAGUAAUGAGAGCAUUUCACUCUCGUUUUAAGAGAGGGACACUUACAAGCUACACUCAGCUCAGGCUAUGUAAGGUGUACACUCUUCGCCUCUUCCCAACCUCCAGUGCCCCAAAGAGAAUACCAGAAACAGUUAAGAAACAAAUCAUAGUCUCCAAGUAACGCAACACAGAACUUUGGAAACUGCCGGAACUGAAUUGGGUGAACACAUGAACUUGGCAAGUCUGCCCAGGGAUGCAGUUUUAGCUUCUUAUCCAUCAGCAUUAGAAUUCUUCUUAUAAUUCUUAUUUAUUGCCUACCCUUAACCAGCAGGUCCCAGGGUGGGUUACAACAAUUUAAAAUUCAGAAUUAAAAACAGUUAAGACAGAAUACAGUUGCAGGAAUAGGGUGGGCCAUGAAAGCACACACAUCAUAUCUGUGUUAGAAUCACUGAUUUUAUUUAUAUUUCGGUUAAAAAAAUGUUACUUGGGUUUAACCUCUUGGAGAUUUUCUGUCAAAUACGUGUUAUAUAAAUUUUCUUAAUUUAUAUUUUGGAUAUUUUAAAUUUAAAACAUAUUUUCAAUUUUUAAAAUAAGGGUGGUUCCUGGUGUUCCUUGAUAAGUGGUACUUAAUAACAUGUAAAAGUUGAGAAAAUGUAGGUGCAGCAUUGUAAGUUCAAUACUUCUAAGAAUAUACUGUAUUUUUCCAUGUACAAGAUGCCCCCUAUUUUGGGGGACUCCAAAUUAAGAAAACACCCCUGAGCGCUACCCAUGUAUAAGACGAGCCCCAAUUCUAAACUUAAUUUUUGGUAAAAAAAAAACACCCUAGUCUUAUACACGGAAAAAUACGGUAUUCCCCAUAAAACUAGAAUCAAAACUUACUUGCUUUGUUGUUCUGUGACAGGAUCGUGUGUGUCUUUGUACCUUGAUGUGUCUUGAAGGGAUAGUUGCAGGCCAGUAACAUACUGGUUUGUUUUUUUAAAAAAGUAUUGUGUCCUGUUGCUAAGGUGCAUCUGGCAAGCUGCAGAUGGGUUUGGUUAUGUUGUUAAAAGCAGUUGGAAUUCUGUAGGGACUUCUCUGCUUGGUAAACAAAUGUCUCACAGACACAUAUAUCAGGAGGUCACAUUGCAAUUGUGAAACGAGCUUGUUAAAAAAGACAGGGUUGUAGCAUGCAAGUCUUCAUGACACAGAGGCCUAGUCCACUCAAAGUGGCUUGUCCUGUAAGGUGCAAAUCAGCUGAGUUCUGCUUAUCAAUCAUGCCCUUUGGUACCAGAGUUUAAUUCUCCCAGUCCUUGAUAUGUGUCUUUGCUAAAAGGUGGGCUCUUGAAAAAGUUCAUCUAGUUAACCUUGGUGUGGUGUUAGUUUGCAGAUCUGUCUGAAGCAGCCUCCCGGAACAAUGAUGCCCUACGUCAGGCCAAACAAGAAGCGAAUGAGUACCGCAGGCAAAUUCAGAGUCUCACCUGUGAAGUGGAUGCACUUAAAGGAACUGUAAGUGAAAGAUGACGCUUGGAGGGGAAGGCUUUGGCAGGUGGUGGUGGUUUUUUAAGAAGAAAGGUAUGUUUAGGUCUGCAUUUCUCAGCCAUUCUUUCGGAAUAGCGCAACUUAAAUAUUAAAAAGGUAAAGGGACCCCUGACCAUUAGGUCCAGUCGUGACCGACUCUGGGGUUGCAGUGCUCAUCUCGCUUUAUUGGCCGAGGGAGCCGAUGUACAGUUUCCGGGUCAUGUGACCAGCAUGACUAAGCCGCUUCUGGGGAACCAGAGCAGCGCACGGAAACACCGUUUACCUUCCCGCUGGAGUGGUACGUAUUUAUCUACUUGCACAUUAACGUGCUUUUGAACUGCUAGGUUGGCAGGAGCAGGGACCGAGCAAUGGGAGCUCACCCCGUUGCGGGGAUUUGAACCGCCGACCUUCUGAUCGGCAAGUCCUAGGCUCUGUGCGUUAACCCACAGCGCCACCCGCGUCCCAGCUUAAAUAUUACAUGUUUGCAAAAGAGACCUUUCAAACAAUAAAGUUGGCAUAUGCCCUAACAAAGCUGCCUGAUGUGGAAAUGAGCCUGUGGUUCAUCUCUGUCUCUGAUCUCAAGCUGGUGAUAAAACUAGGGCCAAGAUCUCAGGCUACCCUAAAAAUGCUUUCAAUUGGAGAUUCUAGGGAUUGAAUGUACAGCCUUGUCAUGCAUGUGAUCUGCUGCUGAGCUGCUGUCUUUGCAGAAUGUUCUGCACUUGUAAAAUGAAUCUAAUCUUACGAUUGAGUCCAUUCUGCACAUUCUUGUAGCAAGUGAAGGAGUCUUCUGUCUUCCAUGUUUACACUUGGGAACAUAUAAAUCUGCUUUAACACUGAGCCAGAAAGUUGUAUUUCACUCAGGAUUGUCUACACCAGGGCUGGCAGACAUGUGGUCUUCCAGAUGUUUCUGGAUUAAAAAAUACGUUUUUACAUAUGUAAACUUGAAUCAGCCCUGGGCAGCAUUUCUUAAUGGUCAGGGAUGAAUUGAGCCAUUGGGUUUUUUUUCGCUUUAAUCCUACCGGAGUAUAAACUCAUUGAAAUUAAUAGACAUUAUUAACUCGGGUCCACUUGGCUGGAUACAACCUAUUGAUUUCACCAUUUUACCCAUGAACUGAAUGCUAUCGCUUGAAGCCUCAGUGUAUGCUUUUGUAAAAUCUCUCCAGAACGAAUCCCUGGAACGCCAGAUGCGUGAGAUGGAGGAGAACUUUAAUCUUGAAGCUGCUAACUACCAAGACAACAUUGCCCGACUCCAGGAUGAGAUCCGAAACAUUAAGGAAGAAAUGGCUCGCCAUCUGAGCGAGUACCAAGACCUGCUGAAUGUAAAGAUGGCUCUUGAUAUUGAGAUUGCCACUUAUAGGAAACUGCUGGAGGGAGAAGAGAGCAGGUACUAGAUUCAUCCGGUGGACCCUCAGCAGGCAUAUCUGAAAAGUUUUAGCCACCUUAUCUAAAUAUGACUUCUGUCUUCUUUUUUCAGAAUCACAAUGCCAAUUCCGACUUUUGCUUCCCUGAACCUGAGAGGUAAGCAAGUACCAUCUAUACCUGGUAGCUGGACCUCCUUGGUGUAUUAACCAUUUUUAUGUAAAUAGUACUAAUAUUGAGUUUAAGUCUGCAAUAGAAGGUCUCAGUUUUGGCAUAUGAUGUAUGUAAAGGGUCUGGACUUCCCUUGAUGCACUCUUGAGUCCUUGUUGCAAUGCCCACUUUGUAUCAGAUGUGUCAUCUGGGACUAGAAUUGUUGAAGUGUCCUUCUCUGGGUCUAGGUGGUGGGUGGUCCUGCCUUUUGCCAGUGGGUGGGUGUGGAUGGUCCUGACUUAGGGUUGACUUUGCCGUUUGCUUUUUCAAACAUUGUUUUGUUGCUAACCUAAACAGAACUUUCAAAAGGCCUGAUAUCUCAUUGGUUUUGCAUAGCAAUAUUACCCAAGCACUGCUCUAAGAUCAGCAUUGCUGUGGUAUCUUUCUAACAUGAGUGAGAAUUCUCUACAGAGUUCUAACUGUGCUAUUCUUAUCUACAGAAACAAACCUUGAGUCUAUCCCAAUAGACACCCACUCCAAGAGAACACUUCUUAUCAAGACUGUUGAAACUAGAGAUGGACAAGUGAGUGCUGCUAACAAUUACAGAUGUGGGGUUGUAUAUAUACAUACAUACAUAUUUACAUUUAUGCUGUUAAAUGUAUCUUCCAGGGGUGUGGAACAUACUACUUUAGCAUACUGGAAUAUAUUAUGGCGGUAACCUUGCCUCUCUUCUGGACUGGCUGUGCGCGUGCACACACAAAGACCGUUGAAAUAGUCAACCUUUUGUGCCCAGGAUGCUUAAUGAAAGUCGAGUGUCUACCUCUGAAUUUGCGAAGGAUCUAGAUCCUGCGUUUGCUGUUGUUUCAUUGGAACGGUGGGAGGGAUAGAUACUGGUGACAGGGUAUGAAAACUUGGAUGAACGGGAUUUAAUUCUACAAGGAUUCCGGGUGAAGCCUAGAAUUCCACCCAAAAGUCAUCAACAAGCCUAUCUAGCCCUGGUUUCUGAGCCCUUAAGUCAGGCUGCUGUCUCUGUUCAAAACCUCCACAAUGUGAAUAAUUUUUCCAUUGAAUGCUGUGCUUCAAAUGCUGUGUGGUGUAGCAAUUCCAAGGACUGCUCUGCAUUUGUUGGAUGUCUUGGGCAGGUUUAAGCAUGUGGUAACAGAAGGCCAGCUGUCUCUAAAUUGCUGAGUUGCCUUGCUUUAAACUCCCCCCUCCACACCCCCCCCUUGGCUCCCAAGUAGAUAUCUUGAGCAGGUGGUGGGAAGCUGGAAAGACUUUCUGGUGUCCCUCCAUAUGCUUUGAGGUAUCAGAGGGGAGGGCAAGGGGAGCUGGGCACAGUGUUGCACCAGCCUGUUGAGUUGCACCUUCCUUUUUGCUGCCUAUACAAUCUGUGGACCAUGUGGCGAGCCAGAUAGUAGUGUUUGUGCAAGAUUUCUAGUCACUAGCUUCAAGUGGAAAAUAUUUCAAGUGGCAGUUAAGCUUCCCUGUGAAAGGUUUAGGAGCUGAGAUCAAUUGACAAUUAAAUAUCCUUCUAAUGCUUUACAAUACUUGUCUUAAUAGGUUAUCAAUGAAACUUCUCACCAUGAUGAACUGGAGUGAAGAAGAGAACAGCACAUCUUCCUUGUGCCGAAAUGAACCCUUACCAGCAAAACUAAAAAAAGAGAAACAGCUUUUCAAGUGCCUUUCUGCAGUUUUUUCCAAGAGCGCAAGGUGGUUAUGCUAGAAGAUAUAGGUCUUAGAUCAUGCAAAACUGACUCUCUUGAUGGGUUAGAAGAGCUUUAAAAAAAGGGAGUCUAGUUCAGAUAGCACUAUCUUGUGCUGCAAUACUGUUGUUUUUUUAAGUUUCUGAAUUGAAUAAAACUGCUUUUUCAGCACAGUAUGAUGAGCAACCUCUCACUGCUUCAAUAAACAUUUGGGAAAUUGCUUU
Podarcis lilfordi (Lilford's wall lizard) is the source of this 13890-nucleotide messenger RNA. NCBI's taxonomy places the organism in Eukaryota, Metazoa, Chordata, Lepidosauria, Squamata, Lacertidae. The record is from the annotation of a GenBank genome assembly.